AUGUCGCCUCACGAAAUAAACGGAAUAACAGGAGAUCAUGCCCACGAUUACUUCCAUAAGAAUCCCGCUCCAAAGGCUUUGUCCAGCCACCAAACCUUAGCUCGAGAGUUCAUCCAUUAUCAUCUGGAAAACUCCCCCACUCGUCGGAUUGCUUUGGUCACGUCUGGAGGAACAACCGUGCCACUUGAAAACCAGACGGUACGAUUCAUAGACAAUUUCUCAGCCGGAACUCGUGGAGCCACAUCGGCCGAGUACUUUUUGCAAGAGGGCUACGCCGUCAUUUUCCUUCAUCGACAAUUCAGCCUUCUCCCAUAUUCUCGACAUUACAGCCACAGCACCAAUUGCUUUCUCGACUUUAUGGAAGAGUCGCAAGAUGACGGCGAGCGAGUGGUAGUUCGGAAGGAGUAUCAAGAAAAGAUGCGACGAGUUCUGCAGCAGUAUCAGUUCGCAAAACACAAUCGGCUGCUGUUACUUCUUCCUUUCACCACGGUAACCGACUAUCUCUUCGAGCUUCGCAGCCUUGCCGUUCUGAUGCAGCCUCUUGGGAACCGGGCGCUGUUCUAUCUGGCUGCAGCCGUGUCCGACUUCUUCAUUCCCAGAGAACGGAUGGAAGAGCACAAGAUCCAAUCACGCGAGGAGCGUUCGGGAGGCCCAGGAUCGGGGGCUAGUCGCCAACUGGUCAUUAACCUUGAUCCAGUCCCCAAAUUCCUCAGUACCUUGGUGCAGUCAUGGGCUCCUAGAGGGAGCAUGAUAGUCAGCUUCAAACUGGAGACCAAUCCGAGCCUCCUGGUCACCAAGGCAGAGCAAGCCCUGAACCGAUAUCAUCACGACCUCGUGAUUGGAAACCUGCUGACCACGCGCAAGUGGGAGGUGGUCUUUAUCUCGCGAAAUGGUGGCGAGAAAUGGCUCCGAGUACCCAAAUCUCGACGGUCUAAAAGUAUUUCUGGAGUGGAAGAAUUGGUGGGUAAAGCAGAGCGCAAGCACGAACCCGAAGCUCCCGACUUAGAGGGAGGUACGGUGACUGAAGGUAUGGAAAUAGAAAGUUUGAUCGUCCCUGAACUGGCGAUGAUGCACUCUGAGAUGAUGGCGCGUCGGACGUGA
Rhinocladiella mackenziei CBS 650.93 is the source of this 1101-nucleotide messenger RNA. RefSeq lists its product as uncharacterized. The transcript has a single exon. The coding region runs from base 1 to 1101 and encodes 366 amino acids. Gene Ontology annotation, biological process: coenzyme A biosynthetic process. The record is from RefSeq and is a predicted model, not a curated record. Gene Ontology annotation, molecular function: phosphopantothenate--cysteine ligase activity. NCBI's taxonomy places the organism in Eukaryota, Fungi, Ascomycota, Eurotiomycetes, Chaetothyriales, Herpotrichiellaceae. Gene Ontology annotation, cellular component: cytoplasm; nucleus.